AUGGAAGGAGCUAUUUACAAAUGCAGAAUUUGCCAGAAAUGUUACUGCUCGACAUACAGCUUGAAGAAACAUUUGAAAGAGAAACAUGAGAAUCAACCGAUCAAUCCGGGACAGUGUCCUCCAGCCAAGUGCUUUUUGUGUAAGGAGAAGUUUUGGACUCUGCCUGCAUUGUUCAAGCAUAUUAAUACUCAGCAUGAAGGAAAAGUCCAACACGCUGGUAUUUUCACGAGAAUGUCGGUCACAGGGACUGUCCCUCCGGAACAAGAUGCCAACAAGGAAAACAACGUGAUUUCCGAAUCGCUUGCAUCUUCUUCUUCUUCUGGAACUCUACCCUCUGAUUCCCCGGCCAAUACUCUACCAGCAUUUCCGAAUAGAAAUAGGACGCCAUUUAUGAUCAACGACAUUCUGAAUUAG
Molecule: messenger RNA, 414 nt
Organism: Caenorhabditis briggsae
Lineage: Eukaryota; Metazoa; Nematoda; Chromadorea; Rhabditida; Rhabditidae
Exons: 4
Coding region: 1-414 (137 amino acids)
Source: RefSeq, a predicted model, not a curated record